AUGGAGGUCCUCCAAACAUCCCCAGAAGCAUCCAGCUUCGUCACCAUCGCCGAGCACCAGUCGCGAACUCCGAGCUCGUUCCACAGCGGACCGCCCGUUCUCUACUACCACCGCGAGCGAUGCAAAGUCGUAAUCCUGGAGCGUGAUCUGCUCGCUACACCGGCUCUGAAUGCGCUGCGCGGAGAGAGCGCCUCUACCAAUGGGGCCAGUGCUUCGAACGCGGCGCAGGAAGAGGGUGACGACGAGGGUCCUGAGAUUGCCAUUGAGGGCGUGGAUACUUGGGUCACAUCUGAGAAAUUCCUCCUGUACUCCCCUUCCGCCUCAACGGGCAUUUCAAUCCCCUACCCAUCAAUCUCACUCCAUGCAAUCCAACGGCUCCGUGUCCCCGGUGCGACCGACACCGAAGUCCAAGGCCUAUACAUGCAAAUCGCAACGCCUACCGCGCCCACCUCCGAAGACGACGAAGAACAAUGCAUCACAAUGACACUCGUCCCACCAGAACUCACCGCCGAACAGCGCACAGAGCAAGAAUCAAGCGGCGAGCCGACAGAAACCCCCAUGCAGACGCUGUACAACGCUGUCUCCGCAUGCUCAAACCUGCACCCUGACCCUGUGGAACCGGGCGAUGAGGAUGACGAGGAUGAGGAGUCGAAGCCUUCGUUCUUCCAGUUUGGGCAGGAGGGGAUGGGCUCGUUGGAUGGGGAUUUGCCGCCGCCUGUGGAUGGCAGUUCUGGGUGGAUUACGGCGGAUAAUAUGCAUGAGUUCUUUGAUGAGGAGGGGAAUUGGAUUGGGGACGGUGAGCCGCCUUCGUUCCCUGGGUUGGGUCCUGGUGCUGGGACUGUGAGGGCAAGGGAGGAGGAAGAUGGGGAGGGAGAGGGACGGGAUGGGGAGGAGGAAGAGGGUGAGGAGACCAAGUGGCGGAGGACGGAUUGA
Messenger RNA from Penicillium daleae, 933 nucleotides. Its product is annotated as Voldacs domain-containing protein. The coding region runs from base 1 to 933 and encodes 310 amino acids. Lineage: Eukaryota; Fungi; Ascomycota; Eurotiomycetes; Eurotiales; Aspergillaceae. Gene Ontology annotation, biological process: mRNA cis splicing, via spliceosome. Gene Ontology annotation, cellular component: spliceosomal complex; cytosol. The transcript is spliced from 2 exons. The record is from RefSeq and is a predicted model, not a curated record.